Molecule: messenger RNA, 2370 nt
Organism: Solea senegalensis (Senegalese sole)
Lineage: Eukaryota; Metazoa; Chordata; Actinopteri; Pleuronectiformes; Soleidae
Product: potassium voltage-gated channel subfamily V member 2
Exons: 4
Coding region: 267-1859 (530 amino acids)
Biological process (GO): potassium ion transmembrane transport; protein homooligomerization
Cellular component (GO): voltage-gated potassium channel complex; membrane
Molecular function (GO): delayed rectifier potassium channel activity
Source: RefSeq, a predicted model, not a curated record
UUUUAACUUGCGUUUGGACAGAAAGGACAGCAAUAGGAUUAGAGAGACAGUGAAGAGGCUGAAUCCCUAACACAUGCAGUUGAUCGUCUUGUAUGCUGUGAGGAAAGCACGGGAGCUCUUCCUGAAUAUAUCUUUCAACUUGAAAGCUGAAUUUUCAUAGGAUAUCAUCUUGCUUGAAUGGGGAUCUUGUGGAAUAUUGUUGUUUGAUUUGACCUGAACUUGUACCGGACCUGUGCUCUUGGUUUGCGCUCUUUGGAAGUGUCACAAUGGCGUCUGUAAGGCCAAAGAUGAAAAUGCUGAAAAAGCGGCGAUCCAGUCUAUUUGCAUCCAUAAAGCGGGAAGUUAGUUUUUCACAAAGCAUCGAAGAGCAGGAAUGUGAAUUCCCUUUUUCCCAAGACAGCUCAGUGAAACCAUGGACAUCUAUGGACAACCUCGAUGCUCUUGAUGAGGAAAAAGAAGAAAAACAAAAUCAGAGCAAAACUUUACCGAACCCGAGGCUCUCAAACAUUGUCACCAUCAACGUGGGUGGACGGGUGUUUCGCAUCCCGAAAAAAUUGAUUCUGCGAUACCCAAAAACCAGGAUUGGUGUCCUUGCCCUCUGUAGUGAUCCAGUCAAGCGCCUGACACUCUGCGAUGACUACAAUGUUCUGAACAACGAGUUCUUUUUUGACAGGGACCCUAUGUUUUUCCAUUACAUUUUCCACUUUUACUGCAGCAAUGUCCUGUGGGUGAUGGAUAGUCUUUGCCCUGUCAACUUUGAAGAAGAGAUGUCAUUCUGGGGUCUGAAUCUAAAGGAUAGUCCAAGGUGCUGCCGCAUUUCGUAUGAGGAGAAACUGGAUGACAUCAGAGAUCAGCUGAAGGUCAACCAGGAGCUGAUUGAUGAGAUUAAACCUCACAAGGAUGAAGAUGCAUACGAAAGUAUGUUUCUUGGAGACUUUCGGAAGGCCCUCUGGGACUUGAUGGAGAAUCCCUACUCGUCAUUGGCAGCCAAAGCCUUUGCGGUGUUCUCCAGUCUCUUUGUGCUCAUCUCUAUUGUUGCCAUGACACUAAACACAGUUAGGGAACUCAGGGAGUACAAACUUGCCGGCAAAACCUACAUGGAGUGGGUAGAGAUUGGCUCCAUCCUUUUCUUUACGUCGGAGUACUUUUUGCGGUUAAUGACCACAUCCAAUAUAAAACAUUUUGUGAAGAGUGCCCUCAACUUUGUUGACAUAGUGGCUGUAAUGCCCUACUUCAUCCAGAUCAUUUUUGAGACAUUUGUUAUAGAUGCAGAGAACAUGAGCGCACAGGAAGAUUUGAAGGCCAUGGCAAGAGUCAGCAAAGUCAGCAAGGUGCUUAAGGUUGUCAAGCUGAUGCGCAUUUUCCGUAUCCUGAAACUUGCACGUCAUUCCACUGGCAUGAGGGCAUUUGGCUUCACCAUACGCCAGUGCUCUGAGCAGGUAUGCUGCCUGUUUCUUUUCAUUGCCAUGGGCAUCUUCACCUUCUCUGCUCUGAUGCAUUCUGUGGAGGUGGAUCAGCCUGGGACACCGUUCAGCAGCAUACCAGAUGCCUGGUGGUGGGCUGCGGUGAGCAUCUCUACUGUAGGUUAUGGAGAUGUCAUCCCUGUCUCAUAUCUCGGCCGCUGUGUAGCGUUUGGCUGCAUCUCAUUUGGCAUCAUCCUCAAUGGCAUGCCCAUCUCCAUUCUGUUCAACAAGUUCUCUGACUACUACGCGAAACUGAAGGAACAGGAAUACACCUAUUCAAACACGGAGCGCACCUUCCAGCUCAAGAAACGUCUGAGGCUUAAGUUUGACAACUGCUUUGAGCCGCAGCCAGGUGACUCGGAGGAUGAGCUACACUAUCGGCCCAGUGGAAGGUAAACAAUCUACGGGAGUGAAGAUUGAGAGAAGCUACAGCGUUGGAAACUUGCUUACCCUAACUGGCCUUAUCGCCCAUCGAUCCCCAAGUGUGAGACCUCAUCUGCCUCCAAGUCUGUGAGAUGAGAAACAGUCUAAGUGGGGUAACUAGAGGCAGCAGCAAGUUGAGAUCAUCUGUAAGCCUCUGCUUUUAUAGUAGUUGCUGUUCACAUGCAGUCUAUGGUGACUCUAUCAAAUGGAAAAGAUGCUCCCACUGGACAGCUUGUCACCCGUUUCUAGGAAUAGCAACUUGCUGAAUAAACUGAAAUCUAUAUAUUAUUUGAGGUCACCUAGUUAUAUAAAUAGUAAACUAUGUUACACUAAUCACCUUGAAAUGGUGGGAUGCUUGUCAAAUAUAAUCUUUAUUGAAAGGACCUUUUUUGGACAUAAUAUGCACUUGUGUAUUUAAAUUUUCACAACACUCAGUGUAACUUUGAUGGAGCUUUUAAUGAAGGAAAUAUAAAUAUACAAGCUG